AUAAUUUGAAAAUCAGCGGGCGCAUUGUUUUUAAUUUUCUUAUUUUAAUUAAUUCAUUAAUUUAUUUAAAACUUAUAAUCUGUCUCAGAUCUGCUACAUUCACACUCAUGUUAUGUAACGGUCGUAAACGUAUAAGUAACUUGUAGAAAAUUUAUUAUACUAUAGUUUGUGCGAGCUAGUGUAUUAUAUUUUUUUUUCUCCGAUAUGAUAAUUUUAUACUUAUAAUAAAUUAAAUUGGUUUUGUAAGUUGCGUGUCUAACCUAAUUUUAUACGAUAAAUAAAAAAUUACUGUUGUUAUAAUAAUUAUACUUACGUAAAUUAUUAAUAUUACAAGGAUAAAUAUGUCGAUUAUCAGACCUUUUACAUGUGAUGAUUUAUUUAAAUUUAAUAAUGUAAACCUUGAUCCAUUGACUGAGACUUAUGGGUUGUCAUUUUAUAUGCUUUAUUUGGCUCAUUGGCCAGAAUAUGUUCAAGUAGCUGAAUCUCCUAGUGGAGAAAUAAUGGGAUACAUUAUGGGAAAAGCUGAAGGAAGUGGAGAAUCGUGGCAUGGUCAUGUGACUGCUCUUACAGUAUCUCCAGACUACAGAAGAUUGGGUCUUGCUGCAAAAUUAAUGAAGUACUUAGAAGAAGUUUCUGAAAAAAAACAAGCUUAUUUCGUGGAUUUAUUUGUUCGUGUUAGUAAUAAAGUGGCAAUACAGAUGUAUCAGCAAUUAGGUUACAUUGUUUAUCGAACUGUAUUAGAAUAUUACAAUGGAGACCCAGAUGAAAAUGCAUACGAUAUGAGGAAAGCUUUAUCACGGGAUGUGUUAAAACAAUCAGUAAUACCUUUAACUCAUCCUGUACGACCAGAAGAAGUUGAAUGACAUUGGUUUGACGAAGCAAAUAUGGAUGUGGUUUAUGUUUAAACAUCAUUUAUCAUAUAUCAGGUUGAUUUUUUUUUAAAUAUACUCAUAAUUUAUCAAUUUUAUAAUGUCUAAUAAAAACUACUGUCUAGUAUAAUAGAUGUAUAGUUUAAUGACAAUGAUAGUAAUAAUUUUGACAAUGAAAUUUUUAUUAAUUUAUUUGUACAAAAGUACAAUUAUUGGUAAACUGAAUCAUAAAUUAUCUUGUCAUUCAAUUGUAAAUAAUACACAGCAAAUAAAAUAUUACAUUAACAAUAAACUAAGUUUACACACAAUUUCUUUUUUUUUUUUUAUGAAAAA
Molecule: messenger RNA, 1202 nt
Organism: Microplitis mediator
Lineage: Eukaryota; Metazoa; Arthropoda; Insecta; Hymenoptera; Braconidae
Gene: Naa20A
Product: N-alpha-acetyltransferase 20
Exons: 6
Coding region: 342-863 (173 amino acids)
Biological process (GO): N-terminal peptidyl-methionine acetylation
Cellular component (GO): NatB complex
Molecular function (GO): protein-N-terminal amino-acid acetyltransferase activity
Source: RefSeq, a predicted model, not a curated record